GCCGAGCGCGCCCGCGGCGCUGCUGGCCGUGGCGGCGCUGCAGCGGCCAGACGGCUCGUGGGUGCCCGAGCUGUUGGCCCGAGCGCUAGGCCUGGAGCCCCGCGACCUGGCAGCCGCCUCCGCGGGCCUGCGGGCAGCUGCCGCCGUCGGGCCGGAGCUCCUGGGCGCGAUCUUCGCCACGUCCCUGGCGAGGCAGGCCGUGGAGAGGGCCGCCGCCAUCGCGGCCGCGCUGCCCUCGCUUGCCGGCGGCGGCAGCGACAGGGACGAGCGGGCGGCGUCUCCCCUCGGGCCCCAGAUGCUGGCGGCUGCGGGCCGCUGGCUGGAGGCGGCCUGGGCGGCCGUCGGCGCGGAGGCGCAGCCGCAGCGGGCUCGCCUCGCCCUGGAGUCCAAGGUGGGCGAGCUGCUCGACCAGCAGCUGCCGCGCCCGGACUGGAGGAGAAGGAGCUGGCGAGGCGGAAGUCCGUGCUCCUCUCCUGCGACCGCUGCGGCGCCUCCUUCAGCGCCGCCGUCGCCCGGUGCCCCGCCUGCCGCCCGCCCAGCCCGCCGGCCGGGCUGGCGCGCCACCGCUCCCCGAGGACAUCCUGCAGCAGUGGUGGGAGUUGCCCCCCGCGCCCGUGGGCGGGGCGGCUCUGCGCUGGAAGGAUUCUGG
Messenger RNA from Prorocentrum cordatum, 649 nucleotides. Lineage: Eukaryota; Dinophyceae; Prorocentrales; Prorocentraceae. The record is from the annotation of a GenBank genome assembly.